AAAAGGUACCUCAGAAAAUAUCAAAAUGAAAAAAAUAAUUUCAUUUGCAUGCUCUAAAGCUUCAUUAUUUUUAAUUGGGAAAUUUGGUAGGGGGCCAGAAAGAACUGGCAAAACAUACAAAAUUUAAAAGGAGAUACUGGCAUUUAAUUUCAAGUACUGUUUCAACAGAGAGGUUUAUCAUAUAUUUUUGGUAGUUGUAUUUUAGUGAUUACGAGCGUAAGCCUUGGAAUGAGUCUGACUUGGGCCUGAAUCCUCACUUUCCUGCUUAUUAAAUCUGUGAGCUCAGACAUACCACUUAACAUUCUGAACCUUGAUUCUUCCCACCUGUAACAAAGGAACAAUACCUACCUCGUAAUAUUAUUGCAUCAUAUGAAAUAAUACAUGCAGAGCAUCUAGGUAGUACUAACAUAUUGUUGGCACUUAAUAAAUGUUUUAUUAUCCUUGAGUACAAUCAUUGAGAUAAAAUGAGGUUUUGAAAAUGUCUUCGCAGAUAAGUGGGAAACAUUUUUAGGGAAUCCUGUGUGCAGUUGUCAGCUUGUUGUAGAAUGCCUUUUUAGUGCUAAUUCGGAAGCAAGCUUAUGUCAUCUUGGGAUGAACUAUCAAUUUCUGCAUUAGUGAAGUCUUAACUAUUGAAAUCUUACUGCAGAGUAUGGAGCAAACAGAUGCUAAUUCUAAGUUUCUUACACUAAAUUAUCUUUUCCAGGAGAAUGCAUAGAAGGGCUGCGGGAAAACGAAUACCUUCUGAUUCAUUCAUGCCGUCAGUGGACCACCAUCACUGCCCACAGCCUGGAGGAGGGACACUACGUCAUUGGGCCAAAGAUAGAGAUUCCAGUACAUUAUGCAGGGCAAUUCAAGCUGCUGGAACAAGACCGAGAUAUAAAGGAGCCAGUGCAAUAUUUCAACAGUGUGGAGGAGGUGGCCAAAGCAUUUCCUGAGCGCGUGUACGUCAUGGAGGAAAUAACAUUCAACGUGAAGGUUGCUUCAGGUGAAUGCAACGAGGACACCGAAGUUUAUAACAUCACCCUCUGUACUGGGGAUGAACUCACUCUCAUGGGGCAGGCAGAAAUCUUGUACGCAAAGACUUUCAAGGAAAAGUCACGACUCAACACAAUUUUCAAAAAGAUCGGGAAGCUCAAUUCCAUCAGCAAGCUGGGAAAAGGCAAAAUGCCAUGCCUGAUCUGCAUGAAUCAUCGGACCAAUGAAAGCAUUAGCCUGCCAUUCCAGUGCAAGGGCAGAUUUAGCACCCGGAGUCCCCUGGAACUUCAGAUGCAGGAGGGCGAACACACCAUCCGCAACAUUGUGGAGAAAACCAGGCUCCCCGUGAACGUGACUGUGCCCAGCCCUCCACCCAGGAACCCGUACGACCUCCACUUCAUCCGCGAGGGGCAUCGCUACAAGUUUGUGAACAUCCAGACCAAGACAGUGGUGGUUUGCUGUGUGCUGCGGAACAACAAGAUCCUCCCCAUGCACUUCCCUUUGCAUUUGACGGUCCCCAAGUUUAGCCUUCCAGAACACUUGGUAAAGGGAGACGUGUGGCCCGAGACCCUGGUCCAUCACUGGCUGGGUAUCUGCCAAGAACAGUUCGACAUCGACGAGUAUUCCCGGGCUGUCCGAGAUGUGAAAACUGACUGGAAUGAGGACUGCAAGAGCCCCAAGAAGGGCCGGUGCUCUGGCCACAACCACGUGCCCAGUUCUCUUAGCUAUGCCCGUGAUGAGCUCACCCAGUCCUUCCACCGGCUCUCCGUCUGUGUGUAUGGCAACAAUCUCCAUGGCAACAGUGAGGUGAACCUCCAUGGCUGCAGGGACCUGGGGGGCGAGUGGGCCCCCUUUCCUCAUGACAUCCUGCCCUAUCAGGACCUGGGUGACAGUGGGAGCGACUACCUUUUCCCGGAAUCCGGUGAAGAAUCGGCAGGCAUCCCCGGGAAGUCAGAGCUUCCUUAUGAAGAGCUCUGGCUGGAGGACGGCAAGCCCAGCCAUCAGCCUCUCACGCGUUCCCUGAGCGAGAAGAGCAGAUGCGAUCAGUCUAGAGGGUCCGUCCGGUCCAAAUGUGCGACCUCUCCUCUUCCUGUGCCCGGAACUCUGGGAGUAGCCAUGAAGUCUUCAGAGAUUGCCCUACCUCCACCUCCAGUGCCUCCCAAAUCUGAAGCCGUCAGGGAAGAGUGCCGGCUCCUGAACGCCCCUCCUGUUCCACCCCGAAGCGCAAAGCCUUUGUCCACAAGCCCCUCGGUCCCUCCUCGUACGGCCAAGCCAGCUCGGCAGCAGACUCGCUCUCCCAGCCCCACCCUGUCCUACUAUUCGUCAGGGCUGCACGACAUCAGCGUUCCUAAAAGCGACACAAGUCCUUCCGAAAGUGCGCCUGUGUCCUGCUAUCCCUGCAACCGCGUGAAAACUGAUUCUGUGGACCUCAAGUCCCCGAUGGGAAGUCCCUCUGCUGACACGCUCUCCUCCAGGCUCUCGUGGCCCAACCAUUAUUCGGGAGCGUCGGAGAGCCAGACCAGGAGCGACUUCCUGCUGGGUCCCAGCAGGAGCUACAGUUACCCGCGACAGAAGACACCAGGCACACCAAAGAGAAACUGCCCAGCACCCUUUGAUUUGGACGGCCAUGAGCUCUCGGCCAGUCCCCCUGGCUCCGUCACUUCAGAAUUCAGCGGCAGCGUCUCUGCCUGUCCCAAGUCGGCCAGCUACUCUGUGGAGAGCACGGAUGAGAAAACUCUGGCUGCUGACACAACCAAGCAGAGUAUUUCGUGCCCUGCCUUACCCCCCAGGGCUCCAAAACCAGUGGAAGAGAAAGCCGCCUCGGACACUUCUCCUUUGCCUCUGAAAAUUGAUGGUGCUGAGGAAGACCCCGAGUCUGGGUCACCGGACCUCUCUGAGGACCAGUACUUUGUUAAAAAGGGCAUGCAGGACAUCUUCUCCGUCACCUACCCUUUCUCAUCUCCGCUCCACCUCCAACUGGCCCCCAGGUCCUGCGGCGAUGGCUCCCCAUGGCAGCCGCCCGCUGACCUGUCGGGACUCUCUAUAGAAGAAGUGUCCAAGUCGUUACGGUUUAUUGGUUUGUCUGAAGAUGUCAUAUCAUUCUUCGUUACUGAAAAGAUCGAUGGGAAUUUGCUCGUUCAGCUGACGGAAGAAAUCCUCUCCGAGGAUUUCAAAUUGAGCAAACUGCAGGUGAAGAAAAUAAUGCAAUUCAUUAACGGCUGGAGGCCCAAAAUAUAGCCAAAUAACCCCAGCUAGCAUUGAACAAAACGGACAAAUGUGUGUGCUAGAAGGGGUGGGCUGGGACACAAUUCCAUGUUUUUUGCACUAAAAACCUUCUCUGUAAAUAGGGAUAAGAGAAACUCUUACUAUGCAGAUUACGUUUUUGAAUGGUGAACAGGCUAUUUUGUACAUCAAUAAAAAUGCUGUACAGAACACUUACAGGUGUGCCUUGUACAUCACUCAACAGCUGCUCAAAGACAAAAGGCAUGUUCAGAGAACUAAUUCUCACCCAAGUAGGUUUAUGCGAGAAGGUAUGAUAUUUAUUACAAAAUAGCCAAAGCUGAAAACCGUAAGAAUCAAAAAAACAACAAAACAACAAAAAAGAACUUAAAAAAAAAAAACACUUUUUGAACAACAGUUCUCUCCUUUGGGGGAAUCGACUUUAGACAAUUAACUAUUCUGUGCUCUGUUGUUUGGAUUGCUCAGCAGUGCUAAUUGUUUUACUCUUGUGCCUGAAAAUGUUAGUGAUAUGAAAUGACACUUUACUGUUUGUUAUAUGCUUGGUGGGGAUCUUUUCAUCAAAAGGCAUUUUCCAAAAGUCACAUGUUGAUAGAGGAUGUAUGAAAUAAUACAAAUCAUGACCACAAUAAUUUAUCUGUAACUGCUGCUAAUUUUAUUGAGCAGUGGAAAAAAAAAACCCAGAAUAUAUGCAUAUAUGUGUAUAUAUGUAUACACAAUACAAACAUGUUUUAAACAUCAUUAUUAGUCUGAUAUUUUAGAUAACAUCUGUUCACUUUCAAAGAUCCAUUGAGGUUGGGGGCUGUUAACUAAGUUGACGCUCUUAGGAAGAGUGGACAGAAUGAUUCCAAAGAUUCUCAGAACCCUUCCCCUCGAAGCUCAGUCUGACUCGGCUUCAUCACUGAAAGCUUGGAAGAAAUCAGUAGAGGGUCUGUAUUAAAGAAUUAAAUUUGAUUGUAAGCCCAUGGGCGGUGGUUUGCAUGUAAUACUUGCAUGCCGAUGUCUGGGAAAAUGGUAGUUUCUUGUCAGAGGGUAAUUCAUCUCCGGUUUGAGGGUCUUCUUUUUUCCCCGGUGUCUAACAGCAAGAGGUCUGAAGAGCAUUUCUCAGAGUGUAUUAGGUGUUCUCCACACGCUUGUGCUUCAGGAGAGCUCAAAAAUCAGACUUACGACCUUCAUCUUUUGAGUAAUUUUUUAUGAAGUAUCAGUAAGUACACUUGUUUCGUUCAUAAGCCUCUUCUUUCCUCUCGUCCAAAGACAAUACAUUAUUACCAUACUUUUAUUCCAAGAAUUCCAGGACAUUAUUCUGAUGGUUCUUGACAGAUGUGAUUAAAAAUUCCAAAAUAUGGCCUCAUCAUCAUUGUUGACUUCUUGAAGGAAUGUAAAUCUUAGAAAAGUUCUAGUUCUCCAAGCAAGCCACCAGCCCUAGCCCUGCCUCCCCCCCAAGUCUGAUUCUGGAUGUGCAGACAUCUGUGACUGAGGUCAGCCCACCAGGCGUCAAUGUGACUUGCAGGAUUGGCUUCUAUCUUUUUAUCCAGUCUUCCUGCUCACCAAAAUACCUAAACAAAGGUAAAGACAAGACCCACGAUAACGCAACAUGCAAUAUGCAAUAUGGCUUUAUUUCUUGACAUUAAAGAUGUUCUUAAUCCAUCUCCUGGUUUAGAAUUGAGGUGAAUUGAACCUCUUCUCAUUUUCCAUCCUAAAUCUUUUUUUUUUAAGGCAUUUUUUUUUCCUCCCUUCACACAUCUCCCAAAAUGUAAAUACUCUCGGUAAAAUGCAUCCCAUAAGGAAAACUGGAGCGCCCCUUCAGAAGUAACUGAAAAAUCUAUAUGGAAGUUUCCGGUCCUGCACUCACAUGACAUGAGACCCCUCAGUGACUUUCAUGUUUAAAAAAAACAUCCUUCUGUGUCAGCAACCACUUCCAUGGCAACAUUAACCUCUCAGCACUUUCUUUUAAAAUAAAAACAGAGGAUGCAGUUGAAACGCUGCACGUUUUUCUCUAGCAAAUCCUUGCUGAGUCUGCUUUUAAGUACCUGACCCUUGGACACAAUUCUCAGAUUCCGGCGGGAGGAACAGAGCGGGUUUGGGUUUACUAUGAAGGCUGCCCCACAUAAACAGCUGACUCCUUUUAUGUUUCUCUUUUUAUGUUUUAUUUUGCAAAAACUUGACACAAAUAGUUUCUGGUUUUUGUCCUGGCAUGUGUACAUCGAGUUUGUAUUGGUGGCAAUAUAGAGACUACUUGGGGGCAGGCGCUAUGGCCUUUGGGUCAUGUAUUCAAAUUUGUUGAGCACCUUUUAUUGCCAGGCACUAUGCUGGUAUGACUCGACAAUGCUGAAAAAAAAAAAGCCCUCUUGGAGCUCAUGAUGUUUAUAUUUAAAAUCACAGUUGCUGAGACUGCAUAUGUGUGAGAAAGACAGGAAAUCUUCUGGGCAGUUGGAUGUAUGGAGAGUUAAGUGUGUUCUGUCUUCAAAGAAUCACAGAUGGAAGAAAUGGCAGGCUUUAUUAAAGGGGUAAGAAAAUCAACGCCACGUGAUCGUGAAAACUUAGAAUAUGUUAGAGGCUGAAAGUAUCUCUGACUCCCACUAGCUAAUGUUCUCUUUUACCGAUUAGGAAUGUUUUUAACUGUGAUAACUAUCUUCUGGCAUCUCCAAAGGCACAGAUACAUGUAGUUGCCAUUCCUGAGCUGAACACUUUGUAGAGGACCUUGGCACCCUGACUAGACAAGGCACGUAGAGGCAGAGAGGAUCACAGCAAGAGACACAGUGCAGGGACGGGGAGGAACCGGCCUUUCCCUGCUAAGAGCUGCAGUUUCGCAGUGAGAAAUGAUGUUCUAGAGAUCCCCAGAAGCAGAACUUUUGCUAACACAACCAGGUCAAGACUGAGCAUAUCUGGCAGGUUCCCUGCAGUCAGUGCGGUGACCAUGGGGCUUGGGGGAAAGAGUCUGUCUAAACAGGACCCUCCUUGGGGUUUAAAUUCAUGGCCCCCAUCAGAAAAGAAAAUCAGGAAUAAGCCAAACCAAGCAGCUAAAGUGUAGAAUAUGGACCUAACUCAUGCUGGAAGGGAGAACUCACACACUCCCGGACCUAUUCUUUCUCAGAAUCUUGUAAACGCCGGCACAUUUCUCCUUGAAGUUGAGCUGCUCAACUUUAUGAACUGUGAAAUUUACAUUUACACUCUUUCAACCCACAUAUACCAUUCAAGUUUAUGAAGUUUCAGCAAGCUGCCCAUUCGACUAAAUUGCUAUGUUUAUUCUUGUCUCAUGUAGAAAUAAAACAAUCUUAUGGGAAACUGUUAUGACAAUCCAUUCCAACUGUUUUCAGACAUAGGCAUAAACACCCUCUGCUCACAUUCCAGAACCACCUGCACACCAUCCAUACAACUCCUUGAGAAGUUCAGGGGGUGGAUGUGGAUGGAUAGAGGGUCCUUCAUUUUCCAAACACUUUGUGUAACAAGUCACUACUCAUCAUGCCUAAAGAGCAUAAAAUUAACAUUUUGAAUAACAAACUGGAAAACAAAACCAUUUUCCAAAGUACCUCGUGAACCAUUCAAAGGAAAUUUCAAUGUCAGUCCCCCAGAAAAGUUAAAUCUGCUAUUGGACACACGAGACUUUCAGAAACUAUGACCAUUCUAUCAAUUCCCACUCUUUAUCUAGUAAUAUAAAGGCAAUGGGCUGCUAGGGCAAAAAGAGUAAAAUGCCCAGAAUGCAAAUGAUGGAAAGUAGGAUUUUUUAUGCUGUGGGGUUGUAAUAUUGUGGAAUUCUCAUGGCCCCUUCUUGUCAAGUCACAUUGCAGUUUAGUCUUUAAAACUUUAGUCUUUAAAACUUGUGUUUUAAAAUUGAUCUCAUUGUGAAAACCAGAAACAAGGGGUAAACGUGAUAUCAGUUAAAACUAUGUACAAAUAUCUUCUGUAAUUUUGCUGCUCUGUCUAAUUUUUAGGCUAUGAAUUUUGUAAUGAGCUUAUCAGAUUAUAAAUUUCCUUUGUUUACAAUCUCAUGUAUUCGGGCUCAGAUCAUUUCUUAGCUAUAUCAACCUCUUCUCCCAUUUUCAUAUUAAGUUUCAUUUAAAAUAAUUGUUUAAGCUAAGCCUAAAAAUUGAACUCAAUUAAUUAAAAAUUGGGGGAGUUUUCCUUGAUUUAAAUGGAAAGGGUAUAUUCUUUUCAAAGAAUUUUGUAACCGUCUUUAUAGGUUCUUUGCUUGGAAAACCGGGGGUGUUAACUACCAGUUAACGGUUGUGUUACUUUCCAGAGCAUUAUCUAAUGGGCCCAAUGUGUACCUCAAGAUAAACAUGGUAUGUUCUGUCUAAAAAAGUUCAUUGUUGAUUUAAAUGGUUCCAAAAUGUCUAUAAAUAAAGAAAAUUUAAAAGUUGA
Molecule: messenger RNA, 7575 nt
Organism: Leptonychotes weddellii (Weddell seal)
Lineage: Eukaryota; Metazoa; Chordata; Mammalia; Carnivora; Phocidae
Source: RefSeq, a predicted model, not a curated record